Messenger RNA from Eruca vesicaria subsp. sativa (arugula), 291 nucleotides. The record is from the annotation of a GenBank genome assembly. NCBI's taxonomy places the organism in Eukaryota, Viridiplantae, Streptophyta, Magnoliopsida, Brassicales, Brassicaceae.
AUGGAAACACAAUCGCCGACCCCUCUCCUCCAGUCCGAUCAAACCAAUCGUAAAGAGAAGUUCAAGAGCGUUUUGGAUCAGACAGGGAAGUGGUUCUUCAGAAGCUACCGUGAUGGAGCUGGCAUCGUUGAGCUUAUGGAUCAACUCUGUCCUCUUCCUUACUUGGCCCUCCAGGUGCCUCUGCUUGAGUCAGAGUUUAGAGUUUGCAAAGAGUGUACUAUAGGUGAACACAGACCUGUUGUUUUCUUAUGCGAGGAAGAUGAGAACGAUUCCAUCUCCACAGUGGCUUAA